Molecule: messenger RNA, 1682 nt
Organism: Rattus norvegicus (Norway rat)
Lineage: Eukaryota; Metazoa; Chordata; Mammalia; Rodentia; Muridae
Gene: Ppp1r36
Product: protein phosphatase 1, regulatory subunit 36
Molecular function (GO): phosphatase binding
Source: RefSeq, a predicted model, not a curated record
AGAAACAUUUUAUUUCCGUGCCCAUAAUCUCUUCCAUUAAUCGAACUCCCCAAAAUCAAGCUAGGACCCGCUGUGUUUCAGCUUCAUUGUGCUAGCCAAGGUCGUUUGGAACAGGUCUGUCCUACAGGAUUGUGCCCAGUUACUCCAAUCAAAGCACAGCGUGAGGGUUUCAUGGGGGGUUACUGCAGGAAGCGUCAAGUCCGGGCAGGCCGCGAGCGCAGCAGGGGUUGGAACCGCGGAGUCCUUAGGGUCCCUCGUCCGGCGGAAGCCCCGCCCCUCCGGCGCCAGCCGGGCGGCGGCGAGGCUGUAUCCCAGGUGACGCGGCCACCAUGUACAAGGGUGAGACCUUGUUCUCCAUCCCAGAGUUGUACCCCAGGAGGAAGCAGUUUGUCGGGCAAUCCUCUACCCGACUGGACUUUCACACCUGCAGUAGAACUGAAGGAGAAAGGCAAGAAAGGGAAGGCGGUUCACUUUGCUGAGAUGGACGGCACAGCUUCAGAAAGAUUGACAGAUAAAAGGUUUGUCCCAAGGGAUGAAAAGUCAGCUAAGACUUUGGAGAAGCGAGGCCAGCAGGGCAACGUCACGCUGGAUGACGUCAAGUUUGUUGCGCUGCUUUCCCUCCAAGACACUGAAAUGCAGAGGGUCUGCUCCUUCACAACGUUUAUGAGGAAUAAGAGUCUCGACAGCUUCCUCAUGGCACUGUUGUACUAUCUGUCUUAUUACCUGGAGAGACUCUCAAUGGAAAAGAAGCCCCAAAGCUACAUGGUAGGCCUGGUAGAGAAGAAAGAGAUAGAGCUGGUUAUGAGCAAGUUAGAAGACGCACAGAAGUACCUGGCGCAGAAGUACUGCAAACUCGUGCUGGGCGUCGGCAUGGCGGACAAGCAUCACAUGAACUGUGGAAAGGACAAAAUAUCAGACACACAAAAAGACUGGAAAUUCUUUGAGUCCUUUUAUACCUUCUGUACCUGCAUAGCCUGGAUCGUCUUCCGACGUCAGUACUUGAAAGAGAUUGAGGAAGAGGUGGGCAGGCUUUUUCGGACCAAUAUGUUCAACAUUCCUCGAAGGAAGCGUGAAGACGAAGAGUCAGGAGGAGAGAAGAAGCGCAUGACCUUGGUACAAUUCAGGAGAAUGAUGGCAAAGCGUCCAGCCAUUAAAAAGGCCAUGGACAUGCGCUCCCCAGUUUUGUCUACACUGCUGCCGUCUCUCAGAGAAAAAGCUCAGCAUAUCGCUGAGAAAAAGUACGUGGCAGGCAUCAAACUCCAACCCCGAGUGGAGAAGGACAUAACGAAUCUGGAGUCUGUGGUUAUGCCCGUAGUUGGCAUCUUGGGGGAACCUCGAAAUCUAUUCAACCCGCAUACUCUCCUCCCCCUUGAAUCAGAAGAAAAUGGAAAAACAAGCGGAAGAAAUUCUUCUAUAGUAGAGAGAAAUAACACAAGUAUUCAGAACACACUGAAUUUGGUCAUGUCAAAACUAACUUCGCAAAACUCCUUCCCUAAGUAAUCUAGUUGGUUCCAAUUCCUGACCUAGGUCUCUAUAUGUGGAGUAACUGCUUCUCCACAGCACUUACAGGAUUAAUGUUUAUUACCAUAAGAUAGCUGUUUAAACUGUAGAUUUUUGUCUCAAGUUCUAUUAAAAGUUAACAAUUUGAUUAAUAAAGAGUUUUAGAAAGCUCUUAAAAAGCA